CUAGGCCAGUUCCUGCACUCGAGUGACGUCGCUUUUGCUGCGUUGGAAGGAGAAGCAAGGAGACAGAGCGGAGGCGAAGCGGGCCGCGCAGGUGUUUACGCGACCUCGGAUUAAAAGCCUCCAGCUGAAGUGAAGGACGACCCUUUUGGUGCCCCAGCUGCCCUGCUGGGACUCGCAGCGAAGUUCCUUCCUUCAGUUCUGGGAGCAUCUCCUUGAGGACAGAUGUUGUGCCCAGAGGAAAUGGCUUCUCUGGCAGACGAGGACCUCCUUGACUUCCUCCUCCAGGACGGAGGUCCCUCAGCUGAUCUGGGCAAGGGAGGCUUCCUGCCAGAAGACUGGGACUUUCCAGGGCCCGAGGCCUUGGGCGAGGAGGAGGUGGACGACUUUCUGAGGUGCCUCCUGAGCCCUUUCUCAGAAGAGUCCAGCGACUCGCCAGACCCGUCCCCUCCUCGCAGCAGCAGCAGCAGCAGCCUUACUGAAGAGCAGAACUUCUCCUGCAGCCCCGGAAGCUGGGUGGGGUCCCCCACUGGCAGCCCCGUUGGCUCCGAAAAUAUCCAGUCCGACCACAACUACUCCCUGCACCCGGCGCUGCCUGGGCCCCCCAAAGGCCCUGUGCUGGAGAGGGUCAGCUCCUCCUCGGAGAUGGGCGACGGGGAUGUGGCCAUUGACCUGGAGAUGUGGCAGAUUAUGGAGACUUCGUCAGAGUCCUGCUGCAGCGAUCAGGGCUGUGCUCUCCCCGUCACAGUUUCCAUUGAGGAACCGACACCCCAGCCCAGUGGGGGAGACCUGCAGUUUGACUUCCCUCAGCUGAUUCUGACGGAUGAGGAGAAGAAGCUUCUGGAGAAAGAGGGCGUCUCCAUCCCUUCCAACCUGCCGCUGACCAAGGCCGAGGAGCGUGUCCUGAAGAGAGUUCGCCGGAAGAUCCGGAACAAGCAGUCGGCCCAGGACAGCCGCCGGCGGAAGAAGGUCUACGUGGACAGCCUGGAGAGCAGGGUUGUCGUUUGCACAGCGCAGAACAACGAACUUCAGAAGAAAGUGCAGCUCCUGCAGAAGCAGAACAUGUCCUUGCUGGAGCAACUGCGGAAGCUGCAAGCCCUGAUCCAGCACUCGACCACCAAGACCACGACAGCCAGCACCUGUGUCCUGGUCCUGGUCUUCUCCUUCUGCCUGAUCCUCUGGCCCAGCUACUACCCCUUUGGAGGAAGCCAGGAGAAGCGGCUGGAGCUCCAGGGAGUGCUGUCCCGGAGGCUGCGGGAGUACCAGAGCAGCGUUGCCCAGCUCCAGCCAGCGGAAGCAGCCCCUGGCUUUGCCCCACCCUCCACACAGAAGGCAGUGCCCUCGGCCGCCCUGAAAGACGCAGCAGCGGGGAGCCUCAACCGGUCCCUGGAGGGCUACCACAGCCCCCGUGCCGAGACCCAGCCGCCCUCCAGCAGCAGCAGCAGCAGCAGCAGCAGCAACUCCUCAUCCGACCCCUCGGCUUCUCAGCAGGGAGAGGGGCUUCCUUUGCCCCCCGAGCACCAGCCUCUGGGGAAGGAGAGAGCCCUUCCGCCAGCCUCUGCCCACCCCCAGGAGCGGGGCUGGGUGGGUCGCACCACCAGCGUGGUCAUCCAGCCACGCCACUCGGAUGAGAUGUGAGGGCUUGGCCAGCAGCCCGUGAAUGGCUGGGCAGGCUGGCAGACACUGCCAUGCAAAGACUGGGGGGGGGGCUCCCGGCUUGCCCCUUUUUUUGCAGGGGGAGAAUAGAAGCUGUGCCUGAUUGUAAGACAGAAGCAUUUAUUUAGCAUCCCAGACUCUGGCACCCAGAGGCGCCCUGCAGCUCAUUGGGUGGGGGCUCCAGAAAAUGGCUCCACCCCAGAGUCCGACUGGUCUUGAAGGGCCCAGAACUGAGCCAUGGAGGCCUGAACUGUGGCUCUCGUGGACACCCCCCCUUGAAGCACGUGGACCCCUCGUGUGUCACCUGUAGUGGAAGCCUUCGGAGAAGCAGCCUCUUCCGCCCCCUUCCUUUGCUUGGGAUCUCUUAGGGUGCCUCCACCCCCAGAUUAGCACUGGAGGGGGGCCCUUUGUGCAGGGGAAUGAGCCAAAAGUGGGAGGGGCACUAUUUGCAGGUAGGGAGGCAGGAUCCCCCCUGCCCUGGCCCUCCCCUGCCCUGCCCUGGCAGGCUGCUCCAGAUGCACCGCCUUGGCAUGCGUGGCCCCCACCCACGGAGCAGACCCCCCCCCCCCGUUCAAACCAGGCACCUGGAAACCAGCAUCUGCUUUCAUUGCUGCGAGCCCCUGAGACACCCAGAAGCGGCCGCCCUGGAUCCCUGAACGCUCCUGCUGUGGGCAAGGCGACUCUCAGGCGGGGGUUUCUGGGGAGGCAGCGUCUGGCCUCCAGGAAGGCUUCCUCUGCCAUGGGGGCAGCUGGGUGCUGGCCACCUCCAGGCCCAGUCCUGACCUCGGAGUGGGUGACCCUGUCUUGGUCCAGGGAAGAAGCCCUGCCCCCUGCCUGUUGUGAUCCCCGGAAGGAGUCCCUACCCCACAUCAGGCUGCUUGGAGGAGCUUCCUGGACAAAGGGCCCUUGAGACCCCCUGCCUUUGCCAAAGGGAGCCCAGCAGGGCCGUUGGUCAGGGCUGGAAACAGGAGCUGCAGUUGAGCAGCCGUGGGGGUGUGUGGGGGUGUGCAGAGCAGCCCCCUACCCAUCCCUGGGGGGGGGGGUAACCUGGAGCCCUUCUCCUUCCUUUUCACUGUUUAAAUUGAGACUCUGCUUCCAUCCGUUUCAUUGUUCUUGCUUUUAUCUAUUUUAUCCUUGAAUGAAGCUGGUUGGGGUGUGGAGGAUAAUAGUUGAGCCCAGAAUUUGGAUGCAAAUGUAAAUAAUAAAUGACUACAAAAUGGU
Molecule: messenger RNA, 2874 nt
Organism: Zootoca vivipara (common lizard)
Lineage: Eukaryota; Metazoa; Chordata; Lepidosauria; Squamata; Lacertidae
Gene: CREB3
Product: cAMP responsive element binding protein 3
Biological process (GO): regulation of transcription by RNA polymerase II
Cellular component (GO): nucleus
Molecular function (GO): DNA-binding transcription factor activity, RNA polymerase II-specific; RNA polymerase II cis-regulatory region sequence-specific DNA binding
Source: RefSeq, a predicted model, not a curated record